This is a messenger RNA of Magallana angulata, 2205 nucleotides long. RefSeq lists its product as uncharacterized. The coding region runs from base 399 to 2189 and encodes 596 amino acids. The transcript has 10 exons. The record is from RefSeq and is a predicted model, not a curated record. Lineage: Eukaryota; Metazoa; Mollusca; Bivalvia; Ostreida; Ostreidae.
GGUGUCAACGCUUUGCUGAUUUUAUCGCCAUUUUUAUGACCUCGUCUAAACACCGUGUAAAUCUCGCUUGCGCCGUGCGCUUGGUCAAGCUAAAGAACGGAAAAUGACACGGAUCUGAUGGCGAUAAGCCGAACUCUGCACCGAGCCUCGGACUGAAAGGACAUUGUUUCCAGGAAUAAAAUGAUAAUGGUUUCCGCUUAACGAUACUUUUGCGGGGUCAUUUAUAACGCUAACAGACACGGAGUAUCAUAUACAAGUGACCUUUCUCGCUAAAGAAGCACGGCUACACGUUAUUGUUGUAUUAUGGACUGAAUUUUUUAUUCUGUAGGAAAUCCGGUUUAUUGUUUUACCUCGUCAUACAGAAUUAUAUCUUUAUCACUUCGUGCAAACGUCUUUUGAUGCGUUUCUUCAAAAUGGAUUUUAAUCUUGUGAUCGCGUUUCUUGUUUGUUUGACGGUUAAAGUAUCGGGACAAUUACCUGGUUUGCCGCCCCCUGGCAAUCUACCCAUUCCACAAAGUAUAGGAACAUUACCCCCGAUUGGGACCCCUGGGAAUGUGGUACCCCCUACUCAGAACAUGGCUUUUACUCCAGCCAAUCAACCCGCUACAUCGCCACCGUGGAUGGCUUCCGCUCAGAGUGGAGGCAAUAUUCCUACUGUGCCAACAGUACCGCCAAGCACCACUUCCGUUGUGACUUUUAUUUCCGUUUCCGGUUCCUUUCCCUCUGUGUCGAUUCCUGAUAAUGGAUAUGACGAUCAUUACGUCACAAUUAAAUCCAUGUUUGAUACCUAUUAUCCAAAUGUGCCCCCACUUCGGAGGGUGGAAAAUCGCGCUACCCUACAAAUUUUCCAGGGAAGUUCUGGUGUGGCAGGCACAGCGGUUGUGUCUGAUGAUCCAACAACCAUCUAUAUUCAAUAUAUUCUUCCGCAGCAAAAUGCGUACGCGUAUUUACCUUUUACAACUGAUUCUACAAGAAGGCUGAAAUAUCCAGAGAGACCUAUAUAUUUACCCUACCCCCAGUUAGCAGUGCGUGUCCCAGCCACUGGAGAAAUCUACCCGGUCUAUAUUCCGUUCCAACCGAAUGAAAACCGCCGAAACAGUGAGGAACCGGAAAUGUUUAUUCCAUCCAUUGUUCCUGGAAGUAACGUGCCACUUUAUGAAGCCGCAUUACCCGCGCAAACGUCGACAUUUACCACAAAUAAUCAAUUACCAAGCGAAACUUUGAAUGGUAUACAGUCCAGUCAACCGCAAGGAUCUGACCAAAACUCUCGACAAAUCCAGCGAUCAGGCGGUACACAGCAAAUCACACCCAACGCAAUAGGUCAACCGGAAAUGACCUCGUCAAAUUCAGGUCCGCAGAUGAGUAAUUUCAUGCUCCCAUUGGACGGACAGUCUCCAAAAUGGAACGACUUACGAGUAACAUGGGACCACAACGCCACAGAACCCGGUCUGAUGGGCAAUCCGUCCGCCUUCGCUCACCUACCUCUGAAGGAAUCGGACGCCAUCAUCGAUGGUUAUAUGCUACUGACGGACUGUUCUGGGUCGGCGAAUUUCGUGGGUAGGCGGUACUGGCGGAACAACGACCCCGCCCUAGUGUUGAUCUACGACUCCCAGGGGCUGAUAGCCGGCAUACAGACAGGGAUCCCGGAUAACUUGCCCAAUGGAUACCCUACCCGUAAUUUGAAACCCCGCCCAUUUGUUUUGGAGGGAAACCUUCUGUUCGUCACCGCAUACUUCAUGGAACCAUCAAAAAUCUGUUCAUCCACGCGGACCGAGGCCCAGAUGAUAUCGGAGGGGAUAGGGUCGGGCCUGUACUUCCAGAACGGUCCCAACCCCCUCACGGACGCCGUGCCGGUGCCGUCAGACGAGUCCACGAUACAACAGACGCUGUGGGGACAGGGAAAGUGUGUGCCCAGACUAGGACACCAGUACCAGUACAAUGUACGUAAGGACAUGUACUGUGAAGAGUUAGCCCCCUUACAUCUGAUGUACGAUAGGGGCCACUUGGUGGCGUUCGCCUGGUUCUUUGUGUCAGACAUACAGUCGCCCGUCUUCGAGAAAAUUCCACAGACAAUGUAUUCGAGGAUGUUCCAGACGGUGCCAGAUUGUUUAUAUACCAUGGGACAAGUGACGUCACUACACAUAUUUCUGACGGAUCAAUACAAUGAAAUUACAUGCUCGGCGAAAUAAACAAAAAUCUGCACAA